This is a messenger RNA of Labeo rohita (rohu), 706 nucleotides long. RefSeq names its product lymphocyte antigen 86 (gene ly86). Lineage: Eukaryota; Metazoa; Chordata; Actinopteri; Cypriniformes; Cyprinidae. The transcript has 5 exons. The record is from RefSeq and is a predicted model, not a curated record. The coding region runs from base 70 to 594 and encodes 174 amino acids. Gene Ontology annotation, biological process: positive regulation of lipopolysaccharide-mediated signaling pathway; innate immune response.
UUUCACCUAAACUUCACGAGAAGUCAGUCAGACUCUAAAGUCUAAAGUCUUAAAGCAACCUGAAAAGCUAUGAAGAUACGACUGUGUGACAAUAUGUGGUUGGUUCUGGUUCUGAUUCUGAUUGUGGUUCAGAUGAAUUGGGUUUACUCUCAGCAUCCUCAGUGGCCGGUUCACACAGUCUGUGACACUGAAAGAAUCACGGUGACCUACAGGAGCUGCGACCCCUUACAGGAUGUAGGUUUCACUUUCCUGCCUUGCCCUGAGAGAUUGACCGAUCCUAUAAAAAUCAGAUUGGCCUUGAUUCUGAGGCAGCCCAUCAGUGAGCUUUAUUCAUCAUAUGAGCUGUGGCUGCGUGGUCAAAGUAAUCCUCUCUUGAAGCAGGGCGAGCCCCUCUGUCUUCCUCAUUUCCCUCGUUUUAAGUUUUGUGGAAGCAGGAGAGGAGAAAUCAUCACCGUUGAGUCAUCUUUUAGGUCAAAAAUAGAUAUCCCUCUCAAGGCCAAUUUUGAUUUUAAACUACAUGCAACAAAUCAAGAUGGCUUCCUGAUUGCCUGUGUGAAUGCAACUCUCAGCUUUCGUGGAUCCUUUAAGACCUGAGGACCUGUAACAUGUACUACGUUAUGUUAUUAUAUUACAUAGUGUUGAACUUGAUGUUUUUCUACUGCAUUUGAGAGACUGUGUUUCUUCAGUUGUAGGAACUGUACUGAGU